AUGUAUCAAGACGAUCAUAUUGGUUCGGAGCACUCAACUGCAACAACUAAUAUUUCGCAUUUGUGCGGUUUACGUAUUUCUGAAAGACCACAAAAAACAAGAAAAACUGGAGUUAUUUGUACCAUAGGUCCAGCAUGCAGCGAUGUGGAGACUCUCAGAAAAAUGAUCAAUACUGGCAUGAACAUCGCCAGAUUGAACUUCUCCCACGGAAGUCAUGAGGCCCACGCAGCUACUAUUAAAACAAUCAGAAAAGCUGCAAAAGAUGCUCCAUUCCCAGUCGCCAUUGCUCUUGAUACGAAGGGACCAGAAAUUCGUACCGGAAUGUUUGCCAACAAUGCCAAAGAAGUCAUCUUAGAGAAUGGGAAAAGUAUCCGAGUAUCGACGGAUCCUUCAAUGGAGUUUUCGGCUACUGCCUUUAAUAUCUAUGCUGACUACAAGAACUUACCAAAAGUUGUGACUCCAGGAUCCAGAAUUUAUAUCGAUGAUGGACUUAUCUCGUUGAUUGUUGAUAGUUGUGAAGAGAAUGCAGUUGUAUGUACUAUCGAAAAUGGAGGAGCCCUCGGAACACGAAAAGGAGUCAAUCUGCCAGGAACUGUUGUUGAUUUGCCAGCCGUCACUUCGAAGGAUAUUGAAGAUUUGUUGUUUGGAGUUGAGCAAGGAAUUGAUAUUAUUUUCGCUUCUUUCAUCAGAAAUGGCGAAGGAAUCCAGAAAAUUAGACAAGUAGGAAAACACAUCUACAUCAUUGCUAAAAUCGAAUCUGAAGAUGGUGUGAUCAAUGCUGAUGAAAUCAUUGAAGCAUCUGAUGGAGUGAUGGUUGCCCGUGGAGAUCUUGGAAUCGAAAUCCCACCCGAGAAAGUUUUCCUAGCUCAAAAAAUGCUCAUUGCAAAGUGCAAUCUUGCUGGAAAACCAGUGAUUUGUGCAACCCAAAUGUUGGAAAGUAUGAUCAGUAAGCCUCGUCCAACCAGAGCAGAAUGCAGUGAUGUGGCAAAUGCGGUGCUGGAUGGAGUCGAUUGUGUGAUGUUGAGUGGAGAAACUGCAAAAGGAGAUUAUCCAGUCGAAGCAUUGGCUAUCAUGCACAAUAUUUGCAAAGAAGCAGAAUCUGCAUUUUUCCACAUGAAACACUUUGAGGAACUUAUUCUCCAUACCAAAAAGCCAACUGGAAUGACCCAUACCACUGCCAUCGCAGCUGUUUCUGCAACCAUCACUUGCAGAGCUGUUGCCAUUAUUCUUAUCACAACAACCGGAAGAACCGCCCGUUUGUGUUCUCGUUAUCGUCCUCCAGUUCCAAUCAUUACUGUCUCACGUGACGAACAGAUCUCCCGUCAACUUCAUCUUCAUAGAGGCAUUUUCCCAGUCUACUAUCCAAAAGGACGUAUCGAAGAAUGGGAUGUGGAUGUGGAAGAGCGUGUUCAAUACGGAGUGAAUUUGGGAAAGACUCGCGGAUUCAUUCAUCCUGGUGACCCGCUUAUCGUCAUCACCGGAUGGAAACAAGGAGCCGGAUUCACAAAUACAAUGAGAAUCGUUACUGCUUCAUAA
Molecule: messenger RNA, 1536 nt
Organism: Caenorhabditis briggsae
Lineage: Eukaryota; Metazoa; Nematoda; Chromadorea; Rhabditida; Rhabditidae
Exons: 7
Coding region: 1-1536 (511 amino acids)
Biological process (GO): glycolytic process
Cellular component (GO): cytoplasm
Molecular function (GO): pyruvate kinase activity; potassium ion binding; magnesium ion binding
Source: RefSeq, a predicted model, not a curated record